AUGACUGCGAUUUGCUCGAGGAACCUGGCCAGUGUUCAGCGAAACCAAAGGUCUGUACCGAUUCCAAGACUAGUCGUGAUCGAUUCCAGGCCUCGAAAGCACCUUGGAUCCUUUGAAUUCCGGAGGAUUAUCUCACUUGGAGAAUCCCAGGUGUGGGAAGUGCCGCUCGCGGAGACCAGGCUGCCGAGACAAGGAAGAAUAUGGCUGAUGGGAGAGGUGGCGUGGCAGAGCCAGUGA
Messenger RNA from Colletotrichum siamense, 237 nucleotides. RefSeq lists its product as uncharacterized. The transcript is spliced from 3 exons. Bases 1 to 237 code for a protein of 78 amino acids. The record is from RefSeq and is a predicted model, not a curated record. NCBI's taxonomy places the organism in Eukaryota, Fungi, Ascomycota, Sordariomycetes, Glomerellales, Glomerellaceae.